AUGCUUCGUCGGCCGUACCAAGCCGGGCUGGGCCUGCAAGUCUGCCAGGCUUGUGAGCUUGUCUCUGGCAGACAAUCGAUGCGCACAGCCAAGCGUAGCUUCGUGACACUACAUCCCAGCAGACGCUUGGCCAACUUAUCACCACCAAAGCCUACCUGGAUGAGCGCCACUCGCUCCUUUGGGACCUCGCAGACAUGUCUAAAAUCAAAACGCCAGCAGACACCGCAAAGUACUACCCAGAACCCAAGCCCCUCGCCAAGCACGUCGGCCCAGGCCAGCUCACCGGUGGGGGACCAGGAUGUGCCAGAUUUGGAAGAGAUCAUGGCUGCCGUUGACCGUACCACCAGGGAAUUCACUGCCCAUUCGGGGAUCCCCUCUGAGCACAUGACGCUCACAGCGCUGCGGGCUUGUGCGCAGACGGAUGUCAGGCAAGCAGCAGACACCCAGACCAGUCACUCUGCCGUUGCUGCGGCCGAAGACAGGCCUGUCUCGAGACUCUUGGGCUUGGAAGGUGAUGCCGCAAAGGCUGGCCAAUCUAGCACCUCUACUACAGUUUCUGUGCUACGGCCGGAGGACGUUGUCAACAAGGUAUCGGAAGCGGCAUAUGCGAUCGUCGCUCAUCCCGCGGUUGUUAUCACCCCGCAAGUGCUGGAGGAAUAUGUUCGACUUCAGGCUCGCCUUGGCAGACCGCAGACACUGCCACAAGUCUUGGGUCUCUACGGCAGCAAACCCACGCCCAAGGAAGUGUCUGGUUCCAUCCGCUACACCGAUUCCAACCCGGGGAGAGCGAGCAAGGCCGUGGAUCCUGCCGUUGCUGAAGCUGCUCUCAAUGCGGCGAUCGAGGCCGAUAAUCUCGAGGCUGCCAUUGGAGUUGUGGAAGCAACAUACUCUUCCAAAUCCUAUCUGCGCGCAAAAGUUAUUAGGAAAGGGCUCCUUCCUGCAGGUCUAGCUGGUGCCGUGCCCUUAGCGCUCUAUCUCCUGGCCUCUGAGUUUGCCCAGUUUCAGUCAGCCUGGGACCAUGCGAGCGCCACCAAGAUUGCCUUUGCUGGCGCCCUUUGCUAUGUUGGAUUUACCGGCACAAUCGGGAUGGUUGCGGCCUUUACAGCCAAUGAUCAGAUGAAGCGGGUUACGUGGGCUAUAGGAACACCUUUGGGCCACCGAUGGCUCUACGAGGACGAAAGAGCGGCCCUCGACAAGAUUGCGUGUGCUUUCGGAUUCUCAGAGGAGCACCGGUACGGUGAGGAGGAGGGGGAGGAGUAUCUCUGGCUCCGGGAGUACUUAUUGAGCAGGUCUAUGAUCCUGGAUGCGGUGGACCUGAUGGAGGGUAUGAACUAG
This is a messenger RNA of Podospora anserina S mat+, 1335 nucleotides long. RefSeq lists its product as uncharacterized. The transcript has a single exon. Lineage: Eukaryota; Fungi; Ascomycota; Sordariomycetes; Sordariales; Podosporaceae. The coding region runs from base 1 to 1335 and encodes 444 amino acids. The record is from RefSeq and is a predicted model, not a curated record.